AUGAACUGUGGGCUGCAAUGGGUCUUCAGGCUUAAACGACAUUCAGAUGGAACUAUUGCUCGAUAUAAAGGUCGAUUGGUCGUCAAAGGCUAUCUUCAAGAAGCUGGAAUUGAUUUCCAUGAAACCUUCAGCCCUGUUGUAAAACCAACUACAAUUCGUGUUGUUCUUGCCUUGGCACAUAGUGGUCAGAACUUGGUUUGUAGGCUAAAGAAGGCAUUGUAUGGUCUCAAACAAGCACCACGUGCCUGGGGUGCUGCUGUAUGUCCUUGUAUACGUGAUGACAUCAUUGUCACUGGUAAUCAUCAGGGCAGCAUCGAUGCUUUUGUCACAAGUUUAGAUACACAAUUCUCCUUAAAGGAUCUUGGGCCUCUCAAUUAUUUUCUUGGUGUUGAAGUUGAACAUACUACUGAUGGUAUUUUUCUCAGUCAACGGAAAUAUAUUCAGGAUCUUUUAAAGCAAGCUUGUAUGGAUCAAGCAAAGGGUUCUCCUACGCCAAUGACUACUUCGACAAAUCUGUCACAGCAUGUUGGUAGUGCUAUUGAAAACGAGUCUGACUAUAGGAGCAUCGUGGGAGCUCUCCAAUAUGUUGUUAUCACUAGGCCAGAUAUCACCUUUGCUAUUAACAAAGUAUGCCAAUUUAUGCAUAGGCCUCUUGAUCAGCACUUUAAGGCUGUCAAACGGAUCCUUCGAUACCUUCAAAGUACUAUGAAGUAUGGCCUUCAUUUUACUACUACUAUCAGCUUGGAUCUAGUAGGGUUUUCUGAUGCAAACUGGGGUACGGAUGUUGAUGAUCGACGAUCCACCACAGGUUUCUGUGUUUUUCUUGGUGGCAAUUCUGUGGCCUGGGGAACUAAGAAGCAACAUGUUGUAUCCAGGUCUACUGCAGAAGCCGAGUAUCAUAGUUUGGCUCAUACGGCUACCGAGGUUGUCUGGUUGGUAUCCCUUCUGUCUAAAUUGCAUAUUGCUCCGUCUAAGAAAGCUACAAUUUGGUGUGAUAAUUCUGGGGCUGUUGCUGUCUCGGCAAAUCCGGUACUUCAUUCAAAGUUUAAGCAUGUCGAGUUGGAUCUCUUUUUCGUUAGAGAAAAGAUUACUGUUGGCAAGUUGGAUGUUGGCCAUGUGCCUACUCAAGAUCAAGUAGCGGACAUAUUCACCAAACCCUUGUCUGCAUCCUUGUUUACAAAGUUUCAUUCGAGUCUCAACGUUGUCACCAGACGAGAACAAAAAGCAGUAAUCAAGCAGCUAGAGGCAUAUUAA
Messenger RNA from Gossypium arboreum, 1254 nucleotides. RefSeq lists its product as uncharacterized. NCBI's taxonomy places the organism in Eukaryota, Viridiplantae, Streptophyta, Magnoliopsida, Malvales, Malvaceae. Bases 1 to 1254 code for a protein of 417 amino acids. The transcript is spliced from 3 exons. The record is from RefSeq and is a predicted model, not a curated record.